AUUGCAGUUUCAACUUUCGAUCUUCGAUCAUCCAGUGGAGUAGUAGAAAAAAUGAUGACUAUUCAUAUAAUUAUGGAAUAUUAAACAAUUUUUAUCAAUCAAUAUUUUACUUGUAUACCUCUAGGUGUAAUUAAAGAUAUACUAAAUAAUCUAAUUAAUUAGGUGAUGUUUGUAUCGAGAUGGAUAGAUGCGAAAAAUUUUCAGCAUACAGAAAACAAUGACGAGAGAUCAAUAACCUAUUCUGUUACAAAAUUUCAAAAAUAACACUCAAAUCAUUGUCCUAGUCCUACUGAAUUAUUUUCUUUCUUUAAGAAUUUUCCACCAAUCAAUUUUAGUACUCCACUGAACGCAAAUGUAAUGUCAGGAAAGCAAGCAACUUCGUACUGUUGUUCUUAUGUCAGCUUUCAUUUCAAAUUAUAUGAGUACACUCUUUUUACUGUUUGUAUGUUCUAUUGAUUGUAUGCACUUUUGUUGAAAGUUAUUACCAAAUAUUGUAAAAAUGGCACAUUAUAAAGGAGCAGCAAGUGAAGCAGGUAGAGCCAUGCAAUUAAUGAAAAAACGAGAAAAGGAAAUGCAGGAUCUAGAAAUAAGGAAAAAAAGAAUUGAGGAAGACUUAAGACUAAACAAUAUUGAAAAUAAAUUUGCAACACAUUAUGAUGCUGUGGAACAACAACUUAAAAGUUCUACAAUUGGUUUGGUCACUCUUGAUGAGAUGAAAGCCAAGCAGGAGAAUAUUGUUAAAGAACGAGAAAAAAAAUUGGCUCAAAAACAGGCUGAGAAGGAGAGAGAGAAACAGAAACAAAUGGAGGCAAAGCAAGCAGAAAAAAAUAAACAGAAGAAACAGAUACAAGCCUUAUCAUUUUCUCUUGAAGAAGCAGAAGGCAAUGACGAAGAAGAUGAAGAAAUACUUGAAUCCAGCAGUUUUAAGAGAUCUAACGAAGAAAUUCACAAAUCUAAUUUAAAAAAGAUUCGAAAAGAUCCAAAUGUAGACACCAGUUUCUUGCCAGAUAGAGAAAGAGAAGAGGAGGAGAAUAGAAUGAGAGAGGAACUACGACAAGAAUGGGCUGAGCAACAGGAAAAAUUAAAGGAAGAAGAAAUUGAUAUAACAUUCAGUUAUUGGGAUGGUUCCGGGCAUAGAAGAACAGUUAGGGUUAAAAAAGGAAAUUCGAUUUACCAGUUUUUGCAAAAAGUAUUGGAGUUAUUGAGGAGGGAAUUUUCAGAGUUGAAAACGGUAAUGGCAGAUCAACUGAUGUACGUCAAAGAAGAUUUAAUUUUACCUCACCAUUACACAUUCUAUGAUUUUAUUGUAACUAAAGCAAGAGGCAAAAGUGGUCCUCUUUUUCAGUUUGAUGUUCACGAUGACAUAAGGCUUCUUAGUGAUGCUUCAAUAGAAAAAGAAGAUUCACAUGCUGGAAAAGUACUUCUGAGGAGUUGGUAUGAAAGAAAUAAGCACAUUUUCCCUGCUAGCAGAUGGGAACCUUAUGAUCCUACUAAGAGUUAUGACAAGUAUACAGUGUCUGAUAAAAAUAAAAAGGAUAAUAAUUGUAAAUUUUAGUUUAGAAUAAAUAUAAAUUUUAUUUAA
This is a messenger RNA of Diorhabda sublineata, 1582 nucleotides long. RefSeq names its product protein FAM50 homolog. Lineage: Eukaryota; Metazoa; Arthropoda; Insecta; Coleoptera; Chrysomelidae. The coding region runs from base 500 to 1555 and encodes 351 amino acids. Gene Ontology annotation, biological process: chromatin organization. Gene Ontology annotation, cellular component: nucleus. The transcript is spliced from 6 exons. The record is from RefSeq and is a predicted model, not a curated record.